CACGACGCAGGGAUAAAAGGCUGUCCCGCAAAAUACCCAGUCCUCCACUCCCCUUUCCUCUUCACCGGGACUGGUUGCCAUGUCGUUCCUCAACGCCACCACUAUACCCUCGCCGUACUACGACGCGCUCUACCCAGCAACUGACUUUUCCUCCUUGACGUGGCUGGAACAGCAGUGGGUUGCGUGGUAUGUCUGGAUCGGAAACCCUAUUAUCGCUACGGGGUUAAUGAGUUUUCUCAUGCAUGAGAUUGUAUAUUUCGGACGAAGCAUUCCAUGGAUUAUUAUCGACGCUACACCGUUCUUCCGUAAAUGGAAGCUACAAGCCAACAAAAUUCCUACGGCCGCUGAACAGUGGGAAUGCACCAAGCAGGUGCUUUUCUCCCAUUUUACCAUUGAACUUCCUUUGAUCUGGCUCUUCCAUCCGACGGCAGAAGGCCUUGGAAUGAGCACGUAUCAUGUCCCAUUCCCUUCGUUGAAGACGAUGGCGCCUCAAAUUUUCUUGUUUUUCGUGUUCGAGGAUUUCUUCCACUUCCUUGCCCACCAAGCGCUCCAUACCGGUGUUUUGUACAAGCACAUUCACAAAAUCCACCACAAGUACUCGGCACCUUUUGGCCUUGCAGCUGAAUAUGCCCAUCCUGCUGAGGUCUUCAUCCUCGGUGCAGGCACGAUCCUCGGUCCACUCCUCUACGUGUUCUUUACGAAGAACUUGCACAUUAUCACUGUCUACGCCUGGAUCGUCCUCCGCCUCUUCCAAGCUAUCGACGCGCAUAGUGGAUAUGACUUCCCCUGGUCAUUACACAACAUCAUUCCCUUCUGGUCCGGAGCCGAGCACCACGACUUCCACCACAUGGCCUUCACCAACAACUUUUCCACAUCCUUCCGGUGGUGGGACAGGAUUUUUGGAACGGACGAUAAGUACCGCCAGUACCGUGCACGGGUGAAAGCUGCGAAGAAUGCGAUGAAGAAUGCGUCAAAGGAGGAGCAGGAGAAGAUGGAACAGAAGCUUAAAGAUGAGGUGGAGGCGGAGGGGAUCAGGGCUGAGGCUGAGGCUGAAGGCAGCGCGCCGAAGACGGUCAAGGUCCAGUAAAUUGGAUACAUGUUGAUGCCUAGAGUAUAUUUAAUAAUCUUAUAUCGUAAUGGGCAUUC
Messenger RNA from Laccaria bicolor S238N-H82, 1146 nucleotides. It is a transcript of the gene ERG25p-2, whose product is annotated as C4-methyl sterol oxidase. NCBI's taxonomy places the organism in Eukaryota, Fungi, Basidiomycota, Agaricomycetes, Agaricales, Hydnangiaceae. Gene Ontology annotation, molecular function: iron ion binding; C-4 methylsterol oxidase activity. The coding region runs from base 80 to 1087 and encodes 335 amino acids. The record is from RefSeq and is a predicted model, not a curated record. The transcript is spliced from 5 exons. Gene Ontology annotation, biological process: ergosterol biosynthetic process.